This is a messenger RNA of Fusarium falciforme, 885 nucleotides long. RefSeq lists its product as hypothetical. Gene Ontology annotation, molecular function: pyrroline-5-carboxylate reductase activity. The transcript is spliced from 2 exons. Lineage: Eukaryota; Fungi; Ascomycota; Sordariomycetes; Hypocreales; Nectriaceae. The record is from RefSeq and is a predicted model, not a curated record. Bases 1 to 885 code for a protein of 294 amino acids. Gene Ontology annotation, biological process: L-proline biosynthetic process.
AUGUGGAGCGCCGGCCCGAGAAUAGCCUUUAUAGGCUGUGGCAACAUGGGAAGUGCCUUGCUACUUGGCCUUCUCGAUGUCAUACACCCCGGGACAGGCUCCAGCAUUGGGAUUGAAAAGGUUGAAUCAAUCACCGCGUGUACCAACAGCGAAGAAUCUGCAGAGAGCCUUGAGAAGAAACUGGGACAGCAUCGGUCUUUUGUCCGGGUUCUGUAUCGGCAAAAUCAAGCAGCUAUCGAGGAGGCAGACAUGAUAGUACUGGGGUUUAAGCCAAACAUGGCAAAAAAGAUUCUCCAAGAGCCAGGAAUACGACAGUGCCUUGCUGGCAAGUUAGUCAUCAGUCUUCUCGCCGGCCUCUCCAUCACAGACAUCCAAGAUUUGAUCUCAGAACCAAACUACCCAGCUCCAUACGUCGCCAAAGCGAUCCCCAACUUGGCCUCACGAUAUCAACAAUCCAUGACUAUCAUCGAACGACCAUCACUUGACUUCCCCCCAGAACAUUUGGAAUUUCUAAGUUGGAUGUUUGGUCUCGUCGGGCGUAUCAAGUUCUUGGACGAGUCAUUAGUUGACGUCGCCUCAGUUCUCGUCACGACAUGUGUAGCAACUCUAACGGUGCCCAUUGAUGGAAUUCUGGAUGGCUCAGUCAUCGAGGGUUUCAAAAGACAGGAUGCCUUGGAGCUGGUUACUCAAGGCGUGGUUGGACUCGGAUCACUGCUGUCCAGCGGGAGCCAUCCUGCUGUUCUCCGCGAACAAGUUUCGUCUCCCAAGGGGACUACGAUUCAGACGUUAGUGACAGUGGAGCGGCAAGGAUGUCGAGCUACCUUUACUGAUGCUCUGCUUAAAGGGACAGAGCAUUUGAAAUCCGUCAAAGACAAAAAGCAGUAG